AUGUCUAUGCAGCUUCCGCCUCUCCCAGUCCCGAUUUCUGACUUCGUGAGCUAUGUCGACAAAAAACCCAGAAGCCAAGCUGGUGUUGCUGAAGCGGCUGAACCUUUCAAGUCUUAUGAAAGUAAGCUGAGAGAGAUCUACGCCCAGCAACCUGAUCACCCAGCUGCACUCACAAACCACCUGGUACCUGUCUUCAAGGAUAAUCCUGUCACCAUUCGAGCAAGAGACCUCACAAAGGAGUCUGAUGCCGAGAAAGACAGGUAUCUGCUGGCACUCCCACAGGACGCUCGCAGGAACCACGGUUCACCAGCCACCACCCCGACCUUGAAAGAGUUCAGGACCAACUUCAACCUUUUCUCCGAGUCAUCACUGGUGGACCUAGACUGGAAUAAUGUGGUAUGUGCGGGAAGUGCCGUGGCCACCUCUUUGCUGCCCGUCGACGCUCCUCACAACGAGUCCAAGCGUGCACUUCGAGCCUAUUACCAUGAGAAACUCGCACCUGCAUCUGAUGUCGAUCUAUUCCUCUACGGUCUGAAUGAGGAACAAGCCAUCGAGAAAAUCAGACAGGUCGAGACCAAGAUACGGGAUAGCAUCCUGGCCGAGACGACGACCAUUCGCACGAAGAAUGCUAUCACCAUUGUGUCGGAAUACCCCACCCGCCAUGUUCAAAUUGUGCUCCGCUUGUACAAGAGCAUUUCUGAGAUCCUCACCGGCUUCGAUGUUGAUUGCUCAUGUGUAGCCUACGACGGUCAGCAAGUUUGGGCGUCUCCUAGAGCUCUGGCAGCCUUCAUGACUCAAGUGAACACGAUCGAUCUCACAAGAAGAUCUCCAUCUUAUGAAAAUCGGCUCUCCAAGUACUCUCAUCGCGGCUUUGAGGUGGUAUUCCCAGGCAUUGACCGGGCUCGAAUCGACCCAACCAUCUUUGAGAGAUCCUUCUCAAGAGUACAAGGUCUCGCGAGAUUGCUGGUCCUCGAAAAGCUGCCACACCCCAAUGACAGAGACACCUACCUUGCAAAGCGCCGAGCAGAACGGGGCCGGCCCCCAUUGCCAUGGAAUGCUCGAUUUCGUCAUGAACUUCCAGGAAACGUCAAAGAUGCCCAACCGGAUGACGUGGCCGAAUGGGUAGAAGAGGACGAAGUUUCGAACUACCACACUGUCACUAUACCAUAUGGGCCCAAAUACAAUGCCAAAAGGGUUGAGAAGCUUCUGUUCACCAAGGACUUGCUCCUCAAUGCUGAGUGGAAUAAACCCAAGGACAGAGACACCAAGUUGCAUCGACAUCCGGCCUUCUUUGGAUCUGUCAAUGAUGUCCUUCAUGACUGCUGCGGGUAUUGCCCGGAGCCAACAACCGACGCAGACUUCGCUGCACUUGAGGAGGAAGGCAAGAUUUACAUAUCGGGAGAUGUCACCUUCCUCAAAGAUGACCCAGGCAGACAGGCCAUUGGCAGCUUCAAUCCCAUCACUGACAGCGACUGGACGGAAAUGGCAUAUAUCGGAAAUACUACGAUGUUGUGUCAAGCAAUAGUCGACCUUGACCUAGAUGCCGUCAGAGACUGGUUCUCUGCGUCAGAAAUGGUUGACGUCAAUCGUCGAGAUCCUGCCGGUCGCACACCUCUACAUCUCGCGGUCAUGUGUUCCACUCCCGAAAUUGUCCAAUGUUUAAUCGAACACGGCGCUCGUCUUGUGGCCAGGCUGUAUAACGGUAUGACCGCUCUACAUCUUGCUGCUCACCGUGGCGAGCUCCAGAUGGUCAAGGACAUCCUUGACAAGAGCAACGCAAAUGAGGAACAGGAAGCACUCAAAGAAGACGCGCGAAAAGAAGCCCGAAGGAAUGCUGCCAACAGUUCGCAAGCAGCUAACAAUGACAAGGACGAUCGCAGCGAAGGUGAAUCGAUCGACUCUGAAGACUUGGAGGACGAGGCCGACGAUGAAGACGGAGAAGAUGACAUGACCGAAGGGUCUUUUGUGAAAGUGGACCACAUCUCCGAAGUUCAAGACCCCGAAGACAAAGAGGGACCGGAUGUCUAUGAUGUCGACGUUCUCGCUUGGGACAGUCCCCUUUCGCCUCUCCACUUAGCUAUCCUUGGGGGGCACAUGGACGUGGUGGAAGUUCUCGUUGACAGUUACGGCGCGGACGUCCUGCUUCCCGUCAAGAUUGUCGAUGAAUACAACCGAAAGCACGCAAAAGCUGCAAUACUGACCAUUAGUCUAGCCUUAGAGCUCCCGUUACAGCAGGCGAAUGAAACAGUCAAAGGUCUUCUCGCCCUCGGGGCGUCAUACACGCAGGCUGAUAUGAAGCACAUCUCUGCACUUCACUAUGCGGUUAAUGAGGCAAAGACAUUGAUACUGCAGACCAUGCACUCUGCUGAACCAUCGAACUUUGCUAGGGCUGUCAAUUUCAUUGCUAUGUCCGGGUACUGGACUCAACCAACUGUCGAUACACCCCUGCUGACAGCUAUCCGCACUGGCAAACUGGACGUUGUUGAGGAUCUGAUGCGUAUGGGAGCCAAAACCCACAUCGAUUUUGAAGCCUUUGCGCAAGCAUACAAACGCAGCUUCGACAGAGCCUCGAAUGAUCCGCUAGAAGUCAAGAAAGUUUUCCAGAAAUGUGUCGAGCAACCGAUCAUUCUCGCCCUCAAGCACGAAUUGGUCGACUUUGUCAUUCAGCUCAUUGAGAAGGGUGAAGAUGUCAAUACGCUGACUACCGGUGCGUAUCAAUACCUGGAAGCUUCACAUCGCUCCUGGGCCCCAUCUCCCCAGUCCUUGUUGGAUCUCGUUCGAGACCGCAUCUCGUCGCUUGAAGAAUUCCUGUCCCCAAAAGCUCAGAAGUCGGAGCCGCCAGCUGCACUAAAGGAAGAUGACGAAUACCUCCGCGGCUUUGAAGAAGGAUCCUAUUGUUAUUGGACAGCUCUUCAUGAUCUGCAGGAUGCAAAAUUGAUUCAUCAGUAUCAGUUGAGGCAGUACGAGAAGGUACAUCAAGCCAAGAAACGAAGCUCGGAGGUUGGGAAGGAGGAGAAGGUUGCCGCCAUUAACGCCAUCAUUGCCAAGCUGCGUGGUCUUGAAUCCAAGCUUGACGAGGAGGGUGCCAAAUCAUUUUUCGAGUUGUAUCCGAAGGAAACUCGUCAGGAAAAGACACAGCAAGCUGGCAACUACUACUUCGGUUCGAAGAUCAACAGUGACCCGUACGAAACGAAGAUAUCUUUCAAAGUGCCGGAUUUGACUCCUCAGAAGAAGGCCAAAUACAUUGAGUUGUUCGAAGCUGUCUGGAAGGGCGACUUUGAUACUGUCAAAUCGAUCUGUCUGGCUGGCGACGACCCACUGCAAGUGGCGGUAAUGGAUCUUCGCGGAUUCACUCCGUUCUCUAUUGCAGCCUUCCGUGGUCAUUACGAGCUGGCGCAGUUGAUCGUCGAGAUUGCCAAAGUACAGUAUCAGCCAGACGAUGAGUCAAAGAGGUACCACUACGUCCUCGGGACUGACGAGUACAAUGAUGGAGACAGUGACUUCAGUGACGAUAGUGAUGGUACAGAGCACAGUGCGCGUGUGAGAGUCCUCGCUGAACUUGUUGAUGAGACCUUUACGGUGAACGACAUUGCUGCGGUGGCCGACAAUGUCAAGUCGAGAGUCUCGCCGGCCGUUAUGACCUCUUGGACGUGCCAGAUCGCGCGUGCUCUCGAAGGUGCCACGGAUGAGCGACAAGUCAGGCAUGUCUUUGGCGGCGUGCAUGCACAGAAUAUCUAUGUCAAUGACCAGUCGAACCAAUCUUGGGCAUGGUUCAAUGCGGCGUUUGAAUCAACGAGCCAGAUGAAUCGUUCUUCUCUGGUGCGGUAUGCCAUUUUCGCCAACAACAUUGCUCUUCUGAAGUUCAUCAUCAAAGUUGGCAACAAUCUCGCAGGCCAGAAAGAUGAAGACGGUCUGCAAGUGAUCGCCAUCUCCAAAGCCGAUUUCGACCUAGCAGUUCGCCUCGGUAGGGUCGAUAUGAUAGGCGAAAUGAUCAAGUCUACUGGCUUUGGAUUUCCUCUUCAGAAAGUGUUCCAGAAAUCAGGAAUUCAGCUCGAGGAGAAGCCCAAGUACUACCAGGGACUCAGUGUUUACGGCAAAAAGCGUAAAGAUUGGGCUGAAGCCGGUCGUACGGGUUAUCGCGCCAGACAGGUUGAGUCAGAUGUGGGAGUUCCUCUGCUGGCUGCCGCAGUUGAAGGCAACCUGAAAACUACUGAAUACUUCAUGUCAGAUGCGCCGUUACGCCACUACCUCGAGUUCGCCGAAACCCUCAAGGAGGACAAACGUAUCCAAGCACUAGCCCUGGCAAAAGGAGGCAUCCGAGGGACUCUGAAUGCAUGGCUGUCGACACGAAAUUACCUCGCACUACAUAUUGGGGUAUUAUCGCCUGCCAAGAAAGACGGAACUCAGCCAUGCUUUGACUUCCUGCUUGAGAAGAUGCCCCAUGCAGUCGAUGUCCGCUCUGCCGAAGGGAAAACACCGCUCCAUCUUGCUUUUGAAGUCGGAAGAUACUAUGCCGCGAAGAAAUUGAUCGCAGCAGGCGCAAGCCAAGUCACUAAGGACAGUGUAGGACAUAACAUCCUCCAUACCGUCCUCGACACCAUCCCAGCUGACAGGCCUGCCUUACUUGAUUCGGUUUUGAGAAUGCUGGACCAGGAAUUAGUCGCGCCGUUGCUCCAUGAGCGUUGUAGCAGCGUUGAGUCCACGGGUAACACACCUCUGGCAGUGUUUCUCAGUCACAUCAACGCCGCUACAGGAUGGGAAGAAAGUCUCAAGCUUAUCCUAUCUCUCUCAGGCGGUAAGGAUCUCGAAAAGCCUGAUGGGGCAGGAGACUACCCGUUGCAUGCGGUCGUGCGACGAGGCCAUCAAGAACUGGUAAAAUUCAUCGUGGAGUACAGACCAGGAUUACUGUACUGGGAGAACGCCACAGGAAUGACUGUGUGUGAUGUGGUGACCACCACGUAUCUGCAACAUCGAAUCGACCAUCCACCAGAACUGGACCAUACCAGUGAGCGAAGCAUCCAACAUGUUCCUGCGCUUGAAUUUGUGGAGGGCCGCGAGUCUGAUUCGAGCAAAGACGAAAUCGCGGACACUGCUGGACGCAGCAGCCAAUGGCGCAUGUAUCGCCUCAUUCACUCUCUUAUGGCCAAAUAUCCAGCGAAGCGUAAACUGGUGGCACUCCAUGAUGCCAACGAGGUGGCGAAGCGCCUGGCAUUACAGCAGCAGAAACAGAAUGAGGAGAACCGUCGACGUGAAAGGCUCGGAAUGAACACCAAAAAUUGGAGACAUCGCGAGUACUCUCUAGACGCCGGCGAAGCUGAUACUGGGCGAGACGAAGUGGCCCAGUAUCUCGAUCAAGCGAAGAACUUCACAAAGUGGGACGAGAUGGUUUGGAGGAAGGUGGAGGCGAAGGAGACUACCGGCUCGGACGGUCGAGACAUCGAGAUGGAGUAUCGCCGUUGUGACAGUGAUGUGAGCAUUCUUGAUGAGAUGAGAAGUGGAGGAGGGAACAGCCAGUCUUUGAGGAUGCUGCCGAGCAUGUCACAUGGACCUUAG
This is a messenger RNA of Fonsecaea multimorphosa CBS 102226, 5553 nucleotides long. RefSeq lists its product as uncharacterized. Bases 1 to 5553 code for a protein of 1850 amino acids. Gene Ontology annotation, molecular function: protein binding. The transcript has 4 exons. The record is from RefSeq and is a predicted model, not a curated record. NCBI's taxonomy places the organism in Eukaryota, Fungi, Ascomycota, Eurotiomycetes, Chaetothyriales, Herpotrichiellaceae.